This is a messenger RNA of Macadamia integrifolia, 1638 nucleotides long. Its product is annotated as vegetative cell wall protein gp1-like. The record is from RefSeq and is a predicted model, not a curated record. NCBI's taxonomy places the organism in Eukaryota, Viridiplantae, Streptophyta, Magnoliopsida, Proteales, Proteaceae. The coding region runs from base 277 to 1500 and encodes 407 amino acids. The transcript has a single exon.
AAAGAAUUAGUAUUUGAACAACUCAAGAGGAAGUUACAAGAAAACCAGACGAAGAAGAAGAAGAAAAAUAAAAAGGGCCAGGGGAAGAAGUUGGAAGAUGCCACAAAUAUUAGUGAUGAUGUCAAACUAUUGUGCACAAGUGGGGUCACUCUCCAGAAUCUCCUUGGGAUUGGUGAUGUUGAAUUUCACCAAAGCAUUAUUCUUUGGCAUAUUGCGACGGAUCUCUGCCACUAUAAUGAUCAGAUUGACACCAACUCAGCUCCACCUCAACCUGACAUGUUCAAGUGCUUAUCAGAUAAUAUGUUUCAACUUUGGCAUAUUGCUACACAUCUCUGCCACAACAAUGGUCGGUCUCCACCUCGACCUUCACAUCCAAUUCAACUUCCACUUCAAGCACCUUCACCUCCACCUUUAACUUCACCACCUCCACCUCCACCUCUACCUCCUGCACCUUCACCUUCACCUUCAUCUACACCUCCAUCUCCAUCUCCAACUCCACCUUCACCUGCACCUCCACCUCCACCCCCACUUCCACUUCAAGUACCUUCACUACCUCCACUUCCUGUUCCUCCACUUCAAGGACCUUCACCUCCACCUUUACCUUCACCACCUUCACCUUCAUCUACACUUCCACCUUCAUCUACACCUGCACCUGCACCUGCACCUGCACCUGCACCUGCACCUGCACCUGCACCUGCACCUGCACCUCCACCCCCACUUCCACUUCAAGUACCUUCACUACCUCCACUUCCUGUUCCUCCACCUCCACCUUCACCUCCACCUUUACCUUCACCACCUCCACCUCCUGCACCUUCACCUUCACCUACACCUCCACCUCCUUCUCCACCUGAGCCUGCAACUCCACCUCCACCUCCACCUGCAUCUCCACCUCAAGCACCUUUAACUUCACCACCUCUACCUCCUGCACCUCCACCUCAACUUUCACUUCAAUUACCUUCCCCUUCACCUGCACCUCCACCCCCAUUUCCACUUCAAGUACCUUCACUACCUCCACCUCCAACUCCACCUUUACCCCAACCUGCAUCUCCACCUCAAGCACCUUCACCACCUACACUUCCUGCAUUUCCUCCUCAACUUCCACUUCAAGUACCUUCACCUUCACCUUUACCUCCUGCACCUUCACCUACACCUCCACCUCCACCUCCAACUCCACUUCCUCUUCAAGCACCUUCACCUCCACCUUUGCCUUCACCACCUUCACCACCUCACCACCUUCACCACCUUCACCACCUCCACCUUCUGCAUCUUCACCUGCACUUGCAUUUCCACCUUCAGCCCCGACACCUUCACCAUCUCCACCACCUCCACCUCCUGCAUCUUCUCCUGCACUUGCAUUUCCAUCCUCAGCCCCGACACCUUCACCCCCUACACCUUCACUUACACUUGCUUCUCCACCUCCACCACCACCUUCAGCCCUGGCACAUUCACCUCUUGCACCUUCACCUGCACUUGCAUCUCCACCUCCACUGCCACCUUUAGCCCCGGCACCUUCACCUGUACUCUCAUCUCCACCUCCACCGCCACCUUCAUCUUCACCUUGUACAGAAUCGAAGCGCAACGUGUGCAAGCUUUUAUCUAAUUAUAUGUUGCAUCUUCUUCUUACACAUCCUUUCAUGU